Gekko japonicus is the source of this 930-nucleotide messenger RNA. RefSeq names its product olfactory receptor 49-like. Gene Ontology annotation, molecular function: G protein-coupled receptor activity; olfactory receptor activity. Gene Ontology annotation, cellular component: membrane. Gene Ontology annotation, biological process: G protein-coupled receptor signaling pathway. The coding region runs from base 1 to 930 and encodes 309 amino acids. The transcript has a single exon. NCBI's taxonomy places the organism in Eukaryota, Metazoa, Chordata, Lepidosauria, Squamata, Gekkonidae. The record is from RefSeq and is a predicted model, not a curated record.
AUGAUGAACAGCACCGUGGUGAGGGAUUUCAUUCUCAUGGGCUUUACAGAUGAUCGUAAGCUUCAGAUUUUGCUCUUUCUUCUACUGAUGGGAACAUACCUUUUGACUCUAUCAGGGAAUGUCGUGAUCAUUGUGAUCACGCUGUCAGAUCAUCGUCUCAACACUCCAAUGUAUUUCUUCCUCCGAAACUUUGCACUAUUGGAGAUUGGAUUCACCAGUGCCAUCAUUCCCAAAGCAAUGGCCAAUUUGGCCACGGGACAGAUAACUAUCUCCAUAGCUGGCUGUUUCAUGCAGUUCUUUUUAUAUUUUGUCCUGGGGACCACAGAAUUUUUUCUACUGGCGGUAAUGUCUUUUGAUAGAUACGUGGCUAUUUGCCACCCUCUUCGUUACUCCACCAUAAUGAAUAACACAAUAUGCUCACUGCUGGUAGGUUUCUCUUGGGCUGGGGGCUUGUUGCUAAUUCUGGGUCCGGCAAUUGCUUUAUUUCAGAUGCCAUUCUGUGGCCCAAACACUAUAAACCAUUUUUUCUGUGACAAUGGACCAUUGCUCAAACUUGCAUGCCUAGACACAAGUCUGCUGGAACUCAUGGAUUUUUUCAUUGCCAUUCUCUCUCUUGUUGGGUCUCUGGUAGUAACUGUCGUCUCCUAUGCCAAUAUUAUUUUCAAUAUCACACGCAUCCCAUUGACCCAAGAGAGGCAGAAAGCCAUCUCCACUUGUUCCUCCCAUAUUAUUGUUGUGUCCCUUUUUUACGGUAGCUGCAUCUUCAUGUAUUUGCGGCCUUCUCAAAGUGAAGGGUUUGAUUUCAACAAAGGGGUCUCCAUACUAAACACCAUGGUCACCCCAUUGUUGAACCCCUUCAUCUACACUCUCAGAAACAAGCAAGUUCAAGAAGUGUUCAGAGAUAUCAGAAAGAAGGUAUUGAAAAAUUAG